Messenger RNA from Mesitornis unicolor (brown roatelo), 1236 nucleotides. Its product is annotated as serine/threonine-protein kinase 24-like. The transcript has 6 exons. The record is from RefSeq and is a predicted model, not a curated record. Gene Ontology annotation, biological process: protein phosphorylation. The annotation marks the transcript as partial. Gene Ontology annotation, molecular function: ATP binding; protein kinase activity. Lineage: Eukaryota; Metazoa; Chordata; Aves; Mesitornithiformes; Mesitornithidae.
GCAGAUAUCUGGUCAUUAGGCAUAACAGCCAUAGAACUUGCAAAAGGAGAGCCACCUCAUUCAGAAUUACAUCCCAUGAAGGUUUUGUUCCUCAUUCCUAAGAACAAUCCACCAACGCUGGAAGGAAACUUCAGUAAAUCCCUCAAAGAAUUUGUUGAGGCCUGCCUAAACAAGGACCCAGGCUUUAGACCUACUGCAAAAGAGCUCUUAAAGCACAAAUUCAUUUUACGAAACUCAAAGAAAACUUCCUACCUGACUGACCUUAUUGAUAGGCACAAGAGAUGGAAGUCGGAACAAAGUCACGAUGACUCCAGUUCUGAUGACUCAGAUACGGAACCAGAUGGCCAGGCUUCAGGUGGGAGUGAUUCAGAAGAGUGGAUCUUUACAAUAAGAGAAAAAGACCCCAAGAAUCUAGAGAAUGGAGCAGCCCAGCCUUUGGAGUUGCAAAGAAAUAAGGAAAAGGAUAUCCCAAAGAGGCCUCUAUCUCAAUGCCUGUCUACAGUUAUAUCCCCGUUGUUUGCAGAGUUGAAGGAGAAGAGUGAAGUGUGUGGUGGUAACACAGAUUCCAUAGAAGAACUGAGAAAGGCGAUUUAUUUAGCGGAAGAGGCUUGUCCCGGCAUUGCGGACAACAUGGUGUCACACCUGGUGCAGAGGCUUCAGAGAUACUCACUAGCUGGAGGAAGUACUUCAUCCUACUGAUGUAUUGCUCCUGACUUUUCUAAGACGAGAGAGAUCCCACGGUGUCUGCAUUGAAGGCGCCCACCCUAAUGUUGUUCUGCCCCUCAGUCACGGAUAUGUCCUCUGGUGGAAGGACUUUCCUAAACGUGCAAGAGUGAAAAUGAAGUCUCUCGGAUGGAGGCAGUCUUUUUCAGCUCCUUAAAGCUAUAAUUUUUUUUUAAAUGAUAAUGCACAUAUUCCAGGGAGGUGUCUUUUUGUAAAUUCUGAAAUGUAUAUUUAGGUUUGUGAUAGAGAAAUUGAAGAUAUUGAGAAACCUCAGGUAUCCUGCUUUAAGAAUUCCACUGGGAGAUGGAGUCCGUUUGUUGGGAUUGUGUACAGCUCUGUAUAUAACGUCUUUUUUAACUGAAAGCCUUUCAACGUGCAUAAGGAAUCACUGUGUACAAAAUGGUAAAGUGCUUCUGUAGAUAAUGUUAGUGGGGUAAAUAUUUGACAGGCCAUAACUGAGUAUUGCCUUGCCUUUAUUCCAUGUACAUUUUGAAUUAUGUGAUAAGUGGAUCU